Messenger RNA from Erigeron canadensis, 2162 nucleotides. Its product is annotated as probable rhamnogalacturonate lyase B. Bases 31 to 2061 code for a protein of 676 amino acids. Gene Ontology annotation, biological process: carbohydrate metabolic process. Lineage: Eukaryota; Viridiplantae; Streptophyta; Magnoliopsida; Asterales; Asteraceae. The transcript is spliced from 16 exons. The record is from RefSeq and is a predicted model, not a curated record. Gene Ontology annotation, molecular function: carbohydrate binding; catalytic activity.
GCACUCAUUCGUCAUGUAACAAGAGUUCCCAUGUAUCUUCACUACUACUUCCUCUUUCUCUCUGCUUUGAGCUUUCAUAUAUUUUCUCCAGAUAAAUUAUAUGUAACAAGAGCUCAACGAUCCGACAUGGAUGCCAUUGGGGUGACCCUAACCUUUCAAGAGAAUCAUGUAGUAAUGAGUAAUGGCUUGGUCCAAAUCACUCUCUCAAAUCCGGAAGGGCAUAUCACGGGCAUACAGUACAAUGCAAUCGAUAAUUUGCUAGAAGUAAUGAAUGAUGAAAGUAAUCGAGGAUAUUGGGAUGUUGUUUGGAGUCCACCUGAUAGUGUUAAGACUAAAGGAACCUUGGAAAGACUUGGUGGGACAGGUUGUGAAGUUAUAGUUGAAACCGAGGAUCAAGUUGAACUCUCGUUCUCAAGAACAUGGAAUUCUUCCCUUGAAGGCAAAUUAGUCCCUCUUAAAAUCGACAAAAGGUAUAUUUUGCUCCGUGGGUCGUCAGGCUUUUACACCUAUGCAAUUUACGAACAUUUAGAAGAAUGGCCGAGUUUCAAUCUUGAUAAUACAAGAGUUGCUUUCAAGCUUAGAAAAGACAAGUUUCAUUAUAUGGCAAAUUCUGAUGACCGACAAAGGAAAAUGCCUUCACCAGAUGAUCGAUUGCCCGGAAGAGGGGAAGAAUUAGCAUACCCUGAGGCAGUCCUGCUUGUUAAUCCUGUGGAGCCUGAAUUCACAGGAGAGGUGGAUGAUAAAUAUCAAUAUGCCGUUGAGUUAAAGGAUCUUCGAGUCCAUGGAUGGAUAUGUAUGGAUCCUCUGGUGGGGUUCUGGCAAAUUACACCAAGUAACGAGUUCAGAGUAGGUGGUCCCAUCAAACCAGAGUUAAAUUCGCACGUUGGACCAACAACACUCGCCGUUUUAUCAAGUACACACUAUGGUGGAAGUGAAUUGGUGCUAAAAUUUAGUGAGAAAGAGUCAUGGAAGAAAGUCUUUGGCCCGAUUUUUAUAUACCUCAAUACUAUUUCGGAUGGAGAAGACCCUCAUACGCUUUGGGAUGAUGCCAACAACCAGAUGUCCACAGAAGUCAAACAUUGGCCAUAUGACUUUGUCACUUCAAAUGAAUUCCAAUCAGCUCAACAACGGGGUUCUGUUAGUGGUAGAUUACUGGUCCAAGAUAGGUUUAUAAGUAGUGGUGAUUGUAUAUCUGCAAAUGGCGCUUACGUUGGGUUAGCACCACCAGGUGACGUAGGAUCAUGGCAAAGAGAAUGCAAGAAAUACCAAUUCUGGACCGAAACAAAUGAGGAAGGUUAUUUUACUAUAAAGAACGUAAUUAUCGGUGAAUACAAUCUAUAUGGUUGGGUCCCUGGAUUUAUUGGGGACUAUCAUAAUUUUACAAUUAUCAAUAUCACUUCAGGAGUAAAUAUUAAUAUGGGUGAUCUGAUAUACGAGCCCCCAAGAGCUGGUCCAACCUUAUGGGAGAUCGGGUUUCCAGAUCGUUUGGCAGCAGAAUUUUACAUCCCUGAUCCUGACCCAAAAUAUGCCAACAGUUUUCUUCUCAAUAAAUCUAACAGGUUUAGACAGUACGGUUUAUGGGACAGAUAUCAAGAGAUAUAUCCAAACGACGAUUUAGUUUAUACAGUUGGAGAGAGUGAUUAUACGAAAGAUUUCUUCUUUGCCCAUGUUCUCAGGACAAAUGGUAUGAACAAAUAUGACAAGACAACAUGGACACUCAAAUUUAACCUUAACACUGUGAACGAGAGUGAAACAUAUAUACUUAGAUUAGCCCUUGCGUCCGUACAUCAGUCUAAUUUGCAGGUACGUGUUAAUGAUUUAAACACAAGCUCUUUGUUUUCUACUGGGAUAAUCGGUGGAGACAAUGCAAUAGCAAGACAUGGAAUACACGGUAUAUAUUGGUUAUUCAAUAUCGAGAUACCAGGCAUCUGUUUAUACUCUAAUGGAGAAAAUUCAAUCUACUUAACACAAGUACACAAUGAGAGUCGUUUUCAAGGGGUAAUGUACGACUACAUUCGUUUAGAAGCACCUUUGACUUCCAUUAUAAACAAAAUCUCUUAGAAUUGAAACUUAGAACAUACCUUCCAUUGGAUUGCUACAUAGAAAUAGAUUGUAUAAUGUGAAUAUUAUUUGUUGCAUUCAAGAUUUUUAGUUUUUUACUA